AGAAAUUUUCCGGAUAAAAAUGACACGAAUGCAUAUUCAUUUUGUUCCAGUAGGCGAUAAAGUGUUGAAAAGAAAAUGGGUUUCGGUAUUGAACCUGUCAUCGCAGUGUCCGUAAUUUGCGGAGUAAUUGUGCUGAUUUCCCCGCUGCUUGUGCGAAAAGGGCCAAACCGAGGUUGGAUGACAACGUACAUGCACCAGAUGAACCCUCUGUUCGGUCCAAUUUUGCACAACACGACGAUUCUUCUCAUGCAAAGGGAGUGGGACGGCAUGUACCCGCACGGAAUCCAAGAAGCUGAUGGCCACAAAGAUGCUGUUGUUGCAGCGCCACUCAUCCUAGCGCUCGUUUUGGCCAUGGGCAUGGAUUUGGUAGUAGCUUCUCCUUUACCCACCACUGGUAUCUGGAAUUACAGAGAAGUUCCCAGAGAUGGACCUCAUCCCAGACGACCAUCUUAUGCCCAGAAGUGA
This is a messenger RNA of Notodromas monacha, 465 nucleotides long. The record is from the annotation of a GenBank genome assembly. Lineage: Eukaryota; Metazoa; Arthropoda; Ostracoda; Podocopida; Cyprididae.